Molecule: messenger RNA, 755 nt
Organism: Aphanomyces astaci
Lineage: Eukaryota; Oomycota; Saprolegniomycetes; Saprolegniales; Verrucalvaceae
Exons: 2
Coding region: 196-711 (171 amino acids)
Source: RefSeq, a predicted model, not a curated record
AAAGUAUCACAGGUAAUAGGAUAUUCCUUGGAACCAACAUGACCGAUGCUGCCAACCAGCGCAGGUACGGCCGCCGGUGUUUUCCAUCCGUUCAUACAUGCUGUGUAAAUACCUCGUAACGUUAGCGGGGAAUCGACGAGAUGGUCGGGCGGAUUCACAGAGGCAGAACUGCAGGCAGCUGCCUUCCGACGCCGCAUGAAGGAAGGCGGCGCGAAAGAAGUGGUCGAGUUACAGAAGGAGAAGAAAGCCAAGAAGGCCAAAAAGGCCAAGAAGUCCAAGAAGAAGCAUCGCCGUGAGGAAAAGGAUGAAUUUGGACGUGAUAUUCUACCGGGAUUCACGCCACCAACGCCGCGGUCCCCGUCAGAGUGCUCACGGUCAAGCUCUCCGCCGCCGGACCCCGUGCGACCAGACUUGGAUGAACAGCGGCAUAAUAUCAAGCGACAAAGACGUCCAGUGAGUAGUCGAAGCCCCGUCCGUGGUCGAAGUUUCGAUCGAAGUCGCAGCCGCGAGCGAAUCUCACGUAGGCGGAGUCGAAGCCGCAGCCGCAGUCGCAGCAGAGGACGACGACUGGACGUGACCAAGAAAUCGUGGACACACGACGCGUAUUUCAACCGCAGCCCCAGCCCCAUCCGACAAGUGGAUCCGUUCUACAAGCCCAAUCCAGAAUCCUGGGUGUCCCGCGCCGGCGGGGUCUACCUUCCCAAGAAGUAGGUCUCUAACUGCUGCUAAACAAGCCCUAUUGUUUGCAUUGAUCA